GCGACAACGAAAAACCAAAAGCAAGUCAGGCAGGGUGCAAGUGACUCUUGCGAAGUUAGGAACUUGGAGUUUGUGUUUCUUUGGUUCCUUUUCAUUAUUUACUACCCUCAAUUGGCCCAUCAUGUCUGUCAGAGUGGUGGCACGAAUUCGGCCUCUAUUGGACAAGGAGCUCGAUAAGGAUACGAUUGUACGCGCAGAAAAUGGACCGGAUGGGAAGCUCAAUAUCGUUCGCAUACCAAAUCCAAAGAAAGAAGAGGAGGAAUUUAGCUUUACUUUCAAUGGCGUUUAUGACAUGGAGACCACACAAGAGGAGCUUUUCACCAACGAAGUUGCGCCGCAUAUAAAAUCACUUUUCGCCGGCCUGGAUGUUAUGAUUUUUGCAUACGGCGUUACGGGAACCGGGAAGACACAUACCAUGCGGGGAGGCAUGAAGCUUUUCGACAGAGGAAUUAUUCCGCGAAUGCUCAGCAAUAUAUACCGACGUGGGAAGAAAGUGAGCAAAGAUUCGGGAGGAGAAACAACUGUCAAUGUGACGAUGUCCUAUUACGAAAUCUAUAACGACAAAGUUUACGACCUCUUCGAACCGCCCGAGCAACGAUCGUUAGCAGGUCUACCAUUACGGGAGAACGCUGGAAAGACCGUGGUUGUUGGCUUGUCAGAGAGGGCUUGCAAUGACUUGAAGGACUUUGAAGCUCUAUACAUCGAAGCAAACAACAACAGAAGCACAGCUGGAACGAAGCUCAAUGCGCAAAGCAGUCGAAGUCAUGCUAUUCUUAUGGUCAAAGUUACCCAAACCAAUGGAGACGAGCAAUUGAUCAGUACAGCAUCAGCGAUUGAUCUAGCUGGUUCCGAGGAUAAUCGACGUACAGAUAAUAACAAGGAGCGCUUGGUCGAGUCAGCCAGCAUCAAUAAGAGUUUGUUUGUGCUUAGUUCUUGCAUCGAUGCUAUUGGACGUGGAGACAAGAGAAUACCAUACCGAGAAAGCAAAAUGACGAGAAUCCUUAGCCUUGGUCAAAACAAUGGCAUUACUAUCAUGAUCCUCAAUCUGGCUCCGCUUAGAUCAUAUCACCUCGACACACUUUCCAGUCUUAACGUGAGUUCAAGAGCGAAGCGAAUUGAGGUCCGAGAAAUCGAAAAUGAGGUGGUUUUCACCCAGCCGCCCAGAAAAACCGCUCCUCUCACAGGACAAUCCAUCCAACGUCAACCAUUGAGGCCAUUGGCGAAUGCGCACAACACCCAUGUCAAUGCCGGGGCUCAGAAGGGAGACAAGCCAGCUAAGGCGUUCUCCGUAUAUACUGACAAGAGCAAACCUUCGGUUUCGAGAUCAUCCACACAGCCAGUUCGAAGGGCAAAUUCCACCAGCAAGAGAACAUCGGAUUCUGCAGGCAAUACUAGACCAGCUAAGAUGGCAAGACAUAAUCUGACAGGAGUGAGAUCUUCAACGGAGAUGUCUUCAUCAAAGAUCGAGGAGUUGAUUGAGCGAAAGGUACAGGAAGCACUUGCGAACCGUGCUCUGGAGCAGCCAGCACCCAGUGCCUCUAACGAGAUCAGCGAAGCAGUUCAAAGACGCCUCGAAGCUCUAGAAAAGCGCAUUGAGAGUGGUGAAGCUGAGGAUGAUACCAGAGCUGAAGGACUUCGUUUCUUGCUGAUGGCAAAGCAACAUAAAGAACGCGGAGAAGAUGUGUCUGCACUGAAGAUGUACGAAUUGGCAGUUCCAUAUUUUCCAGGUCAGGAGAGACUGCAAAAGAAGAUCGAUGUCCUGAAGGCAAAGAUUGCUGCGAAAAGAGAGGGCACAUUGAAGGUGUCUAUUCCUUCGGAGACGGUGGUGAAGAGAACACUGGCUACAGCACCCAUUGCUCAACUUCCAUCACCUGUGGAUUCUCUCGAGAAUAUCAUAGAAGAGCUCGAACAAAGACCGCUUGCGAAAGUCCGCAAGGUCAGAACCAGUGCUCAGUCGGAUGCAGACUUCAACGGCUCGGCGAUCAUCCAAGCAGAUGAAUACGAUGAAGACGAUAGUUUCUCCUACAAGACGUCUAAGUCUAAGAAACCCAAGUCCAAGUCCGCAAAAUCGGCACUGCGUAUCUUUGCAGACGAGGCCGAGGGUGAUGCUCCAAGACCAAUGACACCUAAGACGAGACAGCUGUUGGAUAUUGUCAAUUCACGGAACGUUGCAAUGAUUACGGGUCUCAAGGGCGUAGGCAAAAAGAAGGCAAACGACCUGGUCGAAUUCUUGGAGCUUCGGAACGAGGAUGAAGGCGGCAAUAUUAAGACCCUUCAGCAAUUGGAGGCUGUUCCUGGUUUGGGAAAGGCCACUGUGGAGAAGGCGUACAAAGGAAUAUCUGCAUUGCUUGUAUGAAUAUGGGAUUAUGGCGUUGCAUUGUUUGGAGUCAUGGUUGUUGGGUAUACCUUACACUGAGGGAGUUUGGAGUAUACAUGUAGAUCAUCAUUUGACCAUAG
Messenger RNA from Mollisia scopiformis, 2457 nucleotides. RefSeq names its product kinesin-domain-containing protein. Lineage: Eukaryota; Fungi; Ascomycota; Leotiomycetes; Helotiales; Mollisiaceae. Bases 122 to 2356 code for a protein of 744 amino acids. Gene Ontology annotation, biological process: DNA repair; microtubule-based movement. The transcript is spliced from 4 exons. Gene Ontology annotation, cellular component: microtubule; kinesin complex. The record is from RefSeq and is a predicted model, not a curated record. Gene Ontology annotation, molecular function: microtubule motor activity; ATP binding; DNA binding.